AGAAGGAGUUUAUGUUGUAAGAUUAUGCACAGACGCCUUUCUGCAGUUCUCAUUCGACGGCCGUAAGCUACGCGCAUACGCACUACCUUAUACAACUUUUAUAACUGUGUUUAUGAGUGACAGCACGAUGAAAUUAAAAUUAACCAACGAGGUAAGAAGCUCAGUCAACUUGCUUCAUAAAGCUCCUGUAUCUUCUGUAAAGGAAGAGCGUCGUCGGAACGGCAGAUAUGUGGCUAUCCUUGUUGGGAUAUGUCUGUUUCUUCUUGCUAUAUACCACGCAUGGGUGAGAAGGAUACCAGUGGUGGCUAGUCUUGUUGUACCAGCACUUAUAAUGUUCGUAUAUGUUGGUUGGGUCCUGUUCACGGCGUCGAGAGAUAAACGAAAAUUUUUAGACGCUGAGGCGGCUUUGAAUGCAGCAGCAGCACAAGAAAAUGCAGAAAAUGAAAGUCACAUAAUGGAAAUAAGUCCUACUAAUAUAGAAAUAUCGGGAACAUCCAGCAAGCCAAAUGUUAAGAUAGACUCAUCCGGUCGAGAAAAAGCACCAGUCUCUAGAAACACUGAUGUGAAAACUGAAGAAAAGACAGUAUGUUUUGUCAAACCUAUAAUCUUAGUUAACGAUAAAUUACCUGAAGAUUUUGAUCAGAAGUGGACGAACCUCGUUCAAACUGUCACAACAAGCGAAAGACAGAAAGGAUAUCCCAGAAGAAAGUUUAAGAGAAAGUUCUGUAGGAGCCGAAGACAUGCCGCAUUCAAGAGAUCCUACUCCAUUGGCUAACGGAAUAUUGUGAAGGCGCCAACUAAAUAACGUUAAGAUAACAAAGCUUUAACUAAGCAAAGAGCAAAGCAAAGGGUUGCCCCUAGAUAUCUUGUAUGUAUACUACAAAGGUUAACUCAUUGCCUAUCCAUCAACUUAUAUGUAAAAUUUAUUCAAGAAACAUUUGUUGAAGUAUUUUAUCUCAUGCAAAGGUUUAUUGAUUAUUAUAAAACUUAAAAUUCAUGAAGUUCAUAUUAUAGAUUUCUUUAAUAAUAUAUAAAUAGUUUAGUUAAAAGAGCGAAUUUGUUAAUGUAUGAAUUAUAAAAGUAGAUAAAUAGAAGUGUAAUUUACAAAAGAAAAAUAUGCUCCUUGUAACUCAUGUCUUAUUUAAUUUUAGUAAUAAAUCAUU
Messenger RNA from Danaus plexippus (monarch butterfly), 1163 nucleotides. RefSeq lists its product as uncharacterized. The coding region runs from base 113 to 775 and encodes 220 amino acids. The record is from RefSeq and is a predicted model, not a curated record. The transcript is spliced from 5 exons. Lineage: Eukaryota; Metazoa; Arthropoda; Insecta; Lepidoptera; Nymphalidae.